UUAUUCUUACAACAAAAGAGGAUUGGUUCGCUCGCUGCUGGAUCUAAAUCUUAUUUUAGUAAUAGUUUUUUUAAUAUUUUUAAAAUGUACGAAAAGAGAAUAAUAUUCAGAGACUUGGAGAAGAGAGAAAGACAGAGAGAGAGAGACAUUAAAGCUAAGAAAAAGACAAAGAGGAAGAAGAGAAGAAUCAGAAGAGAGACAGAAAAGGUUAAAAAAAGACUUGAAAAAAAAAUCUCUCUCUUUUGUUGGAGUGUUCUUUUCUCACAUCUCUCAAACAAGUCUUCCACUGUUUCGCUUCUUCUAGAUCUUGUUGAGGAGAGUGUGAACUGUGAAGUGAAUGAAAAAAUGCAGCACAACAGCUUUUUCCUGGGGUGCAAUCACUUAAACCGUGACAUUACUACAGAUGCGAGAACCGGCUAUCGUUUGUAUCCUGUACAGGACAUUGAUUGGGUCUUAGACAAUAGAUACGGAUCAAAUGUGAAUGUUGGUGAUACAUUCUCUGCAUUGUGUGGCGAUCUUUAUGUUAAACAGUUGAAGGAAACACUGAAGCACACCAUGCUUGUACAAGAAUCCGUCUUUGAAAGCCAGAUCCAUGAGCUGCAUCGUCUCUAUCAAAGGCAGAAGGAACUGAUGAUGGAAAUGGAGGGAACUCGACAACACGAGGAGGCCUUGUACCUUAACUCUAGUGUCCCUAGCCCUACAACACACUGGAUGAGCUCAAACGUCUCCACUUAUCAAACUUAUGAAGAAAACAUUCCUAAUCAGACUGAAGCUGCAGAUAAUGUCAAGAAGCCUGAAAAGAUGGUCUUGGAUCUGGAGUUACCGGUUCUAGAGUGUCAUGAUGGAGAGGAAGAGACGAGUCUGAUGAAUGGUGAAGUCCAUGAAGUUGCAAACUCUCUUGAAUCUGGUAGCCAGUCGAAUAAGCUGCAGUUUGAUCUGAAUGAGCCGGCCAAGAGCGAGGAAGACUAUCAGUUCAUAAGUCCAGUCUCAUCGGAUGAGUCUGAUAAAAAGAAUGAGGGAGAAGAAGGUUCAGUAAGGGGCUCCUGCUGGAUGUAUGAAGCGCAAGGUUAUGGAAUUGACUUGAACAUGUCUCCCCUUUCAUCUCUAGAGGAAGUAAAUGUUGUUGUUAAGAAGCUUGGAGAAGAGAAACCUCAAGAGUGUUUAUCAGAGAAGUCACGAGUGUUGGUUCAAGCGCUGCCGUGUUUAAACAGCACUCUACUUUUGAACAAGCCACAUGACUCAUACAAGCCAAGGAAGAAGAAGAAGAAGAAGAAAGUAAGACUUGGUCCAGUUGAUAAAACUUUCAGAGGCUCAGAUCUUGACCUGCACUCAAGUGCUCAAGCCACUACUGAUAAAGGGACUAAAGUAGUUGGGAAGAAGAAACGGAAGAAGAGCAGAAGGAUAUGUCUUGUGAAAGAGGGGAAUUAUAAAGAGAUAUCUGCAGCUGAGGCUAUGGUUGAUAUGUCUAGAAAGUCUGGUCGUGAAGCCUCUGAGUUCAUCACUUACUUGAGCAGAAAAAAUCUACUUAUGUUGGCUGAGGUUUCUUCUUUGGUUGUUGGAGGCUACGAGUUAGACUAUUCUGAGGCAACGACAGAGAUGAAUCUGGAGGACCACAAGAGAAUUCUGAGAUCGAAUACUACUGCAGUUAACAAAACAUCAGUCUCUAGCAUUGUCCUUAAAAAGCAGAAGAGGAGCUAUGCCAAGGGGAAACGCAAAGAUGACCUGCAAGGCACAUUUUCAGAAUGUGAAGCCAGCGAGGAGGAUCUGCAAGUAAAGGUAGAUGAAGUUUCUGACCAAGAAGGGCACUGCGAGUUCCACAAGAAGAAGAGAAGAAGCUCUACUCUUAAACGGACAGAAGGUUUCACUUGGGGAGCCAAGAGUAAGCGAAGACGAGGCUCUAGGAUUCCUGCUGUUGAUUUUCAGCAUAUGAUCAUCAACCAAUAGUAUAAGCCAAAACUAAAGAGAUGACUACAAUACUUACCAUAGUUUGCUUUCUGCUCUUGAUAUGAAUUAGUUGACAGAUUCCUCCCACAACUUCAUUUCCAAGAAUCCAUCCACACAUUCCAUGAAUCAUAAACACGAGUGACACAAUGCGAUAUGUUUCUGAA
Brassica napus (rape) is the source of this 2108-nucleotide messenger RNA. RefSeq lists its product as uncharacterized. NCBI's taxonomy places the organism in Eukaryota, Viridiplantae, Streptophyta, Magnoliopsida, Brassicales, Brassicaceae. The transcript is spliced from 4 exons. The record is from RefSeq and is a predicted model, not a curated record. Bases 85 to 1944 code for a protein of 619 amino acids.